Messenger RNA from Caenorhabditis bovis, 1578 nucleotides. NCBI's taxonomy places the organism in Eukaryota, Metazoa, Nematoda, Chromadorea, Rhabditida, Rhabditidae. The record is from the annotation of a GenBank genome assembly.
AUGAAUAGAGGAGACAAUUAUGAGCACGAUGGCAAAAAGUCGGAAUAUAGGAAUGAAUUGAUUCCUAAAACCGAGGCAUUGGGACAUACAUGGGUUGAUCAUCCCGAUUGCCCAUAUAUGGGAGGUCCUUUGAAUCUUCCCGGAUAUCUCUACGUGCCAAUACAGAACAAGUAUUAUAAGUAUAGUCCCAACAUGUUUGGAAUGAACUUUCAAAUUCCGCAAGAGUUCUAUCCGAAAGUCCACGUGGCGCCGCAAAGAUCGCCGGCUUUCAACGCUCAACGCCGACAUCGUCCAGUAUUUAAAAUCGUAGAUGACUCGAUGCUCGGUCGAGGCAAUCCGCUUCGCGAUGAGUGUGAGCUUCUUGAGAAGCAAGUUGCCAAUUGUCCCUCUGAACCAUCAUUUUCCAUACGCACCCCUGUGGAAGUCACAUCGCGUGUGUUGGGCUGCGAGUUCCUCACGUUCACCGAGGAUGGCACAAAAAUCAUUGGAGGAUUCGGCGCCGGACACACCGAAGACACCAAAUCGGUUCGAGAAUACUCGGUGAUCUACGUCUACGAUGUAAAUUAUGACGACUAUUAUGCAAAGGAAGAAGCGGCGCGCAAAGACGCCAAUAAAGAUCCGAUGCAUACCGGAUUCAAUACGAUGGGACUCACGAUGAGCAUUGCCGAGAAUCUAGAGAAUUCGUUGCACGAAGCGCCGAUACCGGACAACUCGAUAUGGAAGUUUCGCGAGUUUCUUGUCGAUCAGACACUCGCGCAAAUUGAUAGCGAAGUCGUCACACUGCUCACCGUCACCACCAGUGAUAGAAUGGAUCCAUAUGGUAUUGUCAUGUCGACGGUACGAGUUACAAUGAUGCCGGUUCAGCCGAUUUCGGAUCCGCACAGCUGGGAUCAACUUUGCGCACCGAUCUACAACCGCGUUUGGCGCAAUUCGGGACCGAUUUGGAGUAUUGGCUGGAAUUCGCCGAAAAUGCUCUACGGAUUCGGCAUGGAAAGCAAUUUCAUGUUCCAGGACUUUCUAACGGAUCGCACGUUUUUCCUGUCAUCACGCGGCAAAAAUGUGCUAUCGCACGCGUAUUCCGAAGACGGCGAAUUGGUCUACAUGGGCCUUCGCGGCGACGAUUUGAUUCGAUCGGAUCUUCGCGAGAAGCGUGGUCACAUCACUGGUCAUUUGCGCGGCUCGAAAUCGACGGUCAAUGUCAAAGUGUUGGCGGAAACACAUCCCGAAUGUGUGCUCACUGAGAUGUUUGGCGGAAAUAUGAAAUUGUGGGAUUUCCGAUGGCCGAAACGAGCGCUGAUGACGUUUGAUGGGCACGUUAAUACGCAUCAUCGAUUGCCGUUGUACAUCGAUCCGGCCGAGAAUUUCGUUUUUGCGAGCGGAAGCGACGGCGACAUUCGCGGUUGGUCGUUGAAGACUGGCGAGAUGUUGUGCUCAGUGACGACGCCGCGUCCUGAUUAUGAAGGCAAAGCCUACUUCCCGCAGAUUCUCUAUUCGAACCGCUGGGGUGGACGCUAUGGAAAUUCGGGAUUGGCGGUUGCUGUGGGAGACACGAUUCGUAUACAUCAGCUAGAAUUGUAG